Messenger RNA from Ziziphus jujuba (common jujube), 1448 nucleotides. RefSeq lists its product as uncharacterized. The coding region runs from base 163 to 804 and encodes 213 amino acids. NCBI's taxonomy places the organism in Eukaryota, Viridiplantae, Streptophyta, Magnoliopsida, Rosales, Rhamnaceae. The transcript is spliced from 4 exons. The record is from RefSeq and is a predicted model, not a curated record.
GUUUUUUGAAAAAGGAAAAGGGCAUGGAGGGAAACAGAAUACUGAUCCUCCUCAGUUUUGGCGUUAUCUGAUCAUCCGUUGAUUCGCUUAAACGAAAGUAUUAUGCCGAUGAGCUAGAGUUUGUUGAAAACUCGGCCUGAGUCUCAGUGGUGAAUAGUGAGGAUGAUGCGACCCAGUAGAUUACGUUUACCAGCUUCUCUCUUUGCUGCAAUCACCGCUCAACAAGGAAUCAAAUUGGCUCCUGCAAAUCUUAGAAGAAAUUGCAAUGCUAAGAUAAACAAUUCAAUCAGGUUAUUGUCCAUGGGGGCUGUAAGAUUCAUUUGCCGGUCAAAAGAGACUCAGAGCCUGAAACGUUCCUUCCAUAAUGCCUCUGAUGAAGAUGACUCCUCAGCAUUGGGUCCACUAGCUGGUAAAGGUGAAACUGAACUUCGGAAAUUGGUGACUGAAAAACCUGAUCUUUAUGAGAAGAGAAAUCCUACCAGAAAAGCUUUGUCAGGAUCAUCUUUGCCUGCAAAAAGAAGCAAAGAAAUCAUUUCCCCUUCCCCUGAGAUCGAGACACUGAAGAAUGUCUACAGAUUUGAUAUUAACAACAAAUGCUCAUCUAAUAUAAGAAAGCCAAACUCUGUUUGUAUUAAGAACGUACCUUCUGUACUCGGCCUCUCUCAGUUAAAAGAAGCGCUCUCUGCUUUUGGGAUUAUUUCACAUUCUUCGAAGAGGACAAGACAAAACGAACUUGAUUUAAAAAUCUAUAUCCAUUUAAUCAGCCUUUUUGCUCCACUUCUUUCACUUUGCAUGGUUAUCUAAUAGGAUUCGAUGUGUGUGCUUCAAGAGUGUCGAAUCAAGCAUGAAAGGAAUUUCAGUUGGUGAAAUUACUGUAAGGAGCUAUAGUCUUGCAAAUUGUCCACUUUAUUGUCAAGAGGCAGUGACCAUAAGAAUCAGCAGCAUCAGCUCAGGGCUACUGACUCUGCAAUACAUUCAGGUUGCAAGUCAUAUGGUGCUUUGGAGGGGCUUUCAAGGACAAAAGUAGAUGCAGUGGAUGCCUUGUUUAGCAUGGAGGAUGAUACAGAAACACAUAGCAUACCUAGAAGGUAAGAAAAAUGAAAUACGUGCCUUUCUUUGACCUCUCGAAUAGUAUUUCACGGUUGGUUCUCCAUCAAUAUAUUUUUUCUUGUGCUGAUUCUAUAGAAAUAAAUAAAUAAAUAAAUAAAAUUAUUGGAUACUUAUUUUAGCAUAUAAAUGGAGGAGUAAUUACUGCAUUUGUUUAAAGAGUUGGCUUUGGAAGUCGCAUUGAAACGUCUCACUUCCGGAAAUCUGAUGUCAUUAGAAUAAAGUUUUGCAAAAUGUUACAUCAAACCCAAAAAUUCAAUAAUGUUGGGAUGAUUUGUUAAUGAAAUGGAUAGCUGCCUUGUUUUUCCAUUUUAAUUUCACUAUGUGCCUAUAUUUGUCUG